AUGGUUGUCAGUAACGAUGAUCUUUUCAGGCGUUCUACGCAGUAUAGGUUUUGGUCCUUUACGCGCCCACAGCUAGCGGAGUUGCGCAUUGUUGCCAACAAAAAAGGAAUACAAAAGACCGAGGAAAGGAUCAAUGAAUUGGACGAGUUUCUACCAGAAGCGAAGUUAGUGAGAGAGAACCAGGACCAGUUCCAAUUCGUCCAUCUUGACGAGGAAAAGAAACUUAUAAGUUAUUACGCCCGUCGAUGUAAAGAGCUUGCCGCAUUUUUCCAUCUAUCUGCUCAGGUAAGAUCUACUGCCAUCAUGUAUCUAUACAAAUUCUACCUAUAUCAUUCUGUGAUGGAAUAUCAUCCAGGAAACAUCAUGCUUACCUGUUUGUUCUUAGCUGCCAAGGUUGAGAACCACUUUAUAGGGAUAAACACCUUUUGCAAGAACAUUCCCAAGACGACCCCUGAAGCCAUAUUGAAGAACGAGUAUCUUAUUUUGGAGACCAUGAAAUUUUCUCUCCAAUGCCACCAUCCGUUUCAGCCAUUGUAUGGCUUCUUCCUUGACAUACAACAGACGCUUCCGAAACUAGACUUCAACAGACUUGGUAAGAACUAUGACGGUGCGAGGGAGUUGGUCAACGAGAGCUUGUUUACUGAUCUGCCAUUCCUAUACACUCCGCCUCAGAUAGCUUUGGCCUGCUUAUGGUUGUGUGAUGAUGUAUUGGUGGAGAAGUAUCUUUCAAAGAAGUUUGGUCUAGCCAAGAAGACUGAACAGGAAGACGAAGAUGCAUUACAGUGCUACAACAAAAUAAUGGUCAUAAUACGACAUUGUGCGGAUGUCGUGCGAAAUGAAGCACUAGACCCGUCUCAAGAAGAGAGCAAGACAAUCUCGGCCAAGAUCAAACUAUGCUUGGAACCAAUCAGGUUCGGAAGAAAGCUGAUGAAACAAAAUGGCGAACAAGCUGCGAAACGAUCUGCCAGCAUUACUGAGGGAGGUGAUGAAAAAAGAGUCAAACUGGAAACAGAGUAA
This is a messenger RNA of Ogataea haglerorum, 1017 nucleotides long. RefSeq lists its product as uncharacterized. The record is from RefSeq and is a predicted model, not a curated record. Gene Ontology annotation, biological process: regulation of cyclin-dependent protein serine/threonine kinase activity; regulation of transcription by RNA polymerase II. NCBI's taxonomy places the organism in Eukaryota, Fungi, Ascomycota, Pichiomycetes, Pichiales, Pichiaceae. Gene Ontology annotation, cellular component: transcription factor TFIIK complex; nucleus. The transcript has a single exon. Gene Ontology annotation, molecular function: cyclin-dependent protein serine/threonine kinase regulator activity. Bases 1 to 1017 code for a protein of 338 amino acids.